Penicillium pulvis is the source of this 975-nucleotide messenger RNA. RefSeq names its product SMP-30/gluconolactonase/LRE family protein. Gene Ontology annotation, molecular function: gluconolactonase activity; calcium ion binding. The record is from RefSeq and is a predicted model, not a curated record. Bases 1 to 975 code for a protein of 324 amino acids. NCBI's taxonomy places the organism in Eukaryota, Fungi, Ascomycota, Eurotiomycetes, Eurotiales, Aspergillaceae. The transcript is spliced from 3 exons. Gene Ontology annotation, biological process: L-ascorbic acid biosynthetic process.
AUGACUGAACCAGUAGAGACCCUAAGCACGGGCUCAGCCUUCUAUGUCCCCCCAAAGGGCCGCAUGGUCCUCGGCGAAGGCGUCAUCUAUCGAGCUAGCGAUUCCACCCUGCACUGGUUUGAUUGUCUCUCUUCCCCAGCCGAACUAUACAUUCUCCCAGUCGAUCCCGAGACAGGAUCUGCCACUGGGCCGGCCCGUAUCCUUCCACUCUCAGACAGUGUGACCGUUGCUGCGUUUCGUCAGAAUAAAUCGCGCAGCUACAUCGCGGCCUAUUACCAAGGCGUAUGCUUUUUAGAUGAGGAGACCGGGAAAUUAGAGGUGGCUUGUGAGAUUAUCCCGUCCUCAGAGCGGAGUCAAUGCCGGUUCAAUGAUGGCGGUGUCGAUGCAGCUGGACGGUUCUGGUUAGCGGAGAAUGAUCUUACAGCCACUGCUUUCCCCCCUGGAAAACUACCUGCCGAUUAUGGGGUUCCCAAGGGGCGUCUGUGGAGAUAUGACCCCGAUGGAAGCUUGCACAUGAUGCUGCCUGGGGGACUUAUCUGUGGAAAUGGCGUUAAAUGGAGUCCGGAUAAUCGGACGAUGUACCUGAAUGACUCCGUCGGGAUGAAAAUCACGGCGCUUGACUUUGAUCUUGGCACGGGGAGUAUUUCAAACCCGCGAACCCUUAUUGACUUUCAAGGGGCGGGCGGGGAACCGGAUGGAAUGGUUCUAGAUGCGGACGGUAAUUUGUGGGUGGCAGUCUAUGGAACCAGUCAUAUCAUGGUCUUCACGCCACAGGGCAAGCUCUUGAAACAAAUAGCACUGCCAGCGAUGUAUCCAACCUGUCCAACAUGGGGAGGCAAGAGCCAGGACAUCCUAUACAUCACUACUGCUAAAGACCGCACAGAUACUCCAGAUCCAAAUGAUGAGGGUGGGUAUAUGUAUAUGGCUUGCAUCGAUAAGGUGAAAGGUCAGGUCAAGCAUGAGUUUCGAGGUUGA